AUCCAAAUGAUGAAGAUGUUGACAUCAGAAUAGUCGAUGCGGAGAGUAGUGAGGAGCUCAGAGAACCUGGAAAAGAGGGAGAAAUAUGGAUUAGUAGCCCCAGUUCUGGAAUUGGUUAUUGGGGGAGAGAAGAUGCCAGCCAGAAGACUUUUGGAAAUGAAAUUCAGAAUCACCCUGGAAGAAAAUAUACCAGAACUGGAGACCUUGGAAGAAUUAUUGAUGGAAAGUUGUUUAUCACUGGAAGAAUCAAGGAUCUUAUCAUUGUAGCAGGAAGGAAUAUUUACUCUGCUGAUGUUGAAAAGACUGUGGAGAGCUCAUCUGAACAUCUGCGCCCGGGUUGUUGUGCUGUCAUUGGUGUUCCGGAGGAAGUCCUAUCAACAAAAGGUAUUUCAGUUCCAGAUAGUUCUGACCAGGUUGGCCUAGUUGUGAUUGCUGAGGUUAGAGAUGGUAAACCUGUUGAUAAGGAUGUCACUGAACAAAUUAGAACCCGAGUUGCAGAAGAACACGGUGUUACUGUUGCUUCUAUCAAGCUGAUCAAACCCAGGACUAUAAGUAAAACAACGUCAGGGAAGAUCAAGAGAUUUGAAUGCCUCAAACAGUUUGUUGAUGGAAGUCUGAACACAGUCCCCGAACCACUUUUUUCGAAGAAAAAAUUGGUCCGAUCAUUCACUACUGGAACAUGUAAAGAAGGCAGAACACCAAGACCUCAGCUUGUGAGUUCUCCAGUGUCAGGACCUAAACUGACUAACAAAGAUAUUGUGGAGUUUCUGAAAGGACUAGUUUCCGAGCAGACAGGGAUUCCUAUCAUAAAAAUCUCUGCCACAGAAAGCCUGGUAUCUUAUGGAAUUGAUUCGAUUGGCGUCGUUAGAGCUGCUCAAAAACUUUCUGAUUUUCUUGGAGUGCCGGUUGGAGCAGUAGAUAUCUUUACUGCAACCUGCAUUGUGGACUUGGCAAACUUCUCAGAGAAUCUUGUAACGAAGUCUCAACCUCAACUCAUGAACAACUCAACCGAUACUCCAGAGCCUGAGAUAGAAUAUUCUGAGAUGGAGAUGGAAGUUUCUAAAACUCGCCAAUUUGGUAUAUGCAUUUUCCAACUUCUGGCUCUUCUUUAUGUUUCAGCCAUGCUGAUACUUCCUGCUUAUCUAUCAAUUUCUGCUUUCAUCAAUUUGGUCUCAAUCACACACUUGGGAUAUUUGUUCUCCUUGGUUUUUGCUCCUCUUGCUUGGAUCCUUUGCAUAGUUUCCACUUGCAUUUCCAUUGCUUUCUUUGGAAAUUCUUUCCUGAGACCAAACUAUAUAUUGAAUCCUGGAAUUUCCAUCUGGUCAACGGAUUUUGUCAAAUGGUGGGCACUUUAUAAGACUCAAGAAGUUUCUUCUAAAGUUCUUGCAGUCUAUUUAAGAGGAACAGUUUUCCUGAAUUACUGGUUUGAGAUGCUAGGAGCUAAGAUUGGAUCAUCAGUGUUGCUCGAUACUGUUGAUAUCACAGACCCUUCUCUUGUUUCAAUUGGAGAUGGAGCUGUGAUUGCUGAAGGGGCUUUGGUUCAAAGCCAUGAGGUAAAGAAUGGAGUCCUGAGCUUCCUCCCAAUUAGAAUUGGCAGAAACUCUUCAGUUGGCCCAUAUGCUGUGAUUCAGAAAGGAAGUAUAAUAGGAGAAGAAGCCGAAUUAGCCCCCUUGCAAAAGAGUGAACCAGGCAAACUCAUAUUCAAAUCUUCCAAGGCAAACAGUGCUCAAAAGGGUACUGCAGUUCAGCCAAAUGAGGCCAUUUACCAAUUCAUGGGAAUCUACAUGGUCAGUUUCAUCAGUACUUUAGCCGCGGCUGUUGUCUACCUCUUCUACCUUUGGCUGUCUCAAAAGCCGGCUUCUGUUCAACAAUUUUCAUUUCUUUGUAUAGCCGGAGCCUUCCAUUGGAUUCCAUUCACCGUCACAGCAUAUGCCACCAUGUUCACCAGCAUUCCUUCAAACCCAGCUUACUGUGCUAUCUUAGUUGCCAUUGCUUAUUUGUUUCAUGGCCUCGUACUCAGCUUCCUCACAUGCAUUUCAGCCCACUUUCUUGCUGGUAAAGAAGAGGAGAAACAAUCCCACAUGAAGGUUUGGCUUUGCAACCGGAUUACCAUCGCCUCUCAUCUAAGAUUUGCAAAGCUCUUAUCUGGAACAGAAGCAUUCUGUAUGUACUUACGCCUUUUGGGUGCGAAGGUCGGGAAACAUUGUUCAAUCAGAGCUAUCAAUCCAGUUUCAUGUCCAGAGAAAAUUACAAUUGGUGAUGGUGUCCAUCUCGGUGACUUCAGCCGGAUCAUUGCUGGAUUCUAUUCCUCUAAAGGGUUUACUUCAGGGAAAAUUGAAGUGCAAGACAACUCAGUGAUUGGAAGUCAAAGCCUAAUCCUCCCUAAUUCGGUAGUUCAAAAAGAUGUUAUUCUUGGUGCACUUUCAGUUGCUCCAAUGCAUUCAGUUCUGCAACAGGGCGGUGUUUAUGUUGGAUCUCAACCUCCAGUCAUGAUCAAGAACACAAUGCAUGCUUUGGAUGACAGGAUAGAAGAAAUGGACAUGAAAUACAAGAAAAUUGUAGGCAACUUGGCUGCAAAUUUAGCAGCCACAACUUUGAAAGUUAAAUCAAGAUACUUCCACCGAAUUGGUGUCAGUGGAAAGGGACAGCUGAAGAUUUAUGACAACAUUGAAGGCCUGUCAGGUCACAAGAUCUUCAAUCCUGGAAAAUGUUACCCUGUGGUAGUCCGGCAUAGCAAUAGCCUGAGUGCUGAUGAUGAUGCAAGGAUAGACGCACGUGGUGCAGCGAUAAGAAUACUUUCGGAUGAAGUUGGUGCUACCUCCCCACUACUUGAUCUUACACUAAAAACAGGCAAGGCAUUCUAUGCACGUUCGAUUGCAGAUUUCGCGACAUGGCUUGUGUGUGGACUUGCCGCAAGAGAAGAGCAUGUGAAGAGAGUGCCACACGUUCGCGAUGCAGUGUGGAUGUCCCUUCGCCAUGCUGACUCGUACGCAGAGCUACAUUAUUACUCAAACAUUUGUAGGCUUUUCAGGUUCACAGAUGGACAAGAAAUGUAUGUGAAGUUCAAGUUGAGGCCUUAUGAUGAAAACAUUUCUGAGGAUUCUGGUAAAGUGGAGCCUGUUGGGAUUCUUCCUCCGGAAACUGGGGCAAUUCCGAGGGACGAGAAAGACACUCGCCCUUUGCUUUUCCUUGCUCAAGAUUUCCAGAACCGAGUAAAUUCUACAGGCGGUGUUCACUACAUUUUUCAGCUACAAGUCCGGCCAGUUCCACAGGACGAAGCCGCUUGCGACAUUGCACUUGACUGCACCAAACCAUGGGAUGAGACUGAGUUCCCAUAUAUUAAUGUGGGGGAGAUUAGUCUUGAUCAAAAUCUCUCCAGGGAAGAAUCAGAAACUCUUGAAUUUAAUCCCUAUCUUCGAUGCCACGAAGUUGAUGUCAUUCCAGCUUCAUCUUGCUCUCAAAGUGCUUCAAUCGAUCACGGUCGUUCAUUAAUCUACGAGAUUUGCCAGCAUCUGCGAAACGGGGAGCCACUUCCAGAAUCCUGGAGGAUCUUCUUGGAGCAAUCUGAUGUAAAAGUAGACCUUUCAGGGUGUCCAAUGGCAGCAGCCCUGGAGAAAAGACCUGAAGAGCAAGUGACCCUGGCAAGAAAUUGGCACCAAACAUUAUGGUCCAUUUUCGCUCAACCAUUGCUACAAACAAUCUUCCCAUAUUUCCUCUUAUUCCUAACAAUCCUUCCUCCGUUAAACCGGUUACUUCUCCUGGAAGCAACCAAGAAACUCCCACUGCACUGGUUACUUCCCAUCUUUUGGACCUCUACCGGAAUCCUAUCAGCAUUUGCUUGUGUUUUAGCCAAAUGGGUUCUCGUAGGAAAAAAGAAAGAGGGCAAAAGCGCGAAGAUUUGGAGUAAAGCUGUCUUCAUGGACACGACAUGGCAGGCUUUCAGGACUCUAGUGGGGGAUUAUUUCAUGGAGCUAACAGGAGGGUCAUUCUUAUUCAUUUUAUGGAUGAAAAUGAUGGGAUCAGAGAUAGAGAUGGGGGAUGGGGGGGCAUAUGUGGACAGCAUGGGAGCAAUGCUGAAUCCUGAAAUGGUGGAGAUGGAAAGAAGGGGAAGUGUGGGAAGAGAAGCAGUGUUGUUUGGGCACAUUUAUGAAGGAGAAGAUGGGAAAGUGAAAUUUGGGAAGAUUAGAAUUGGAGAAGGAGGAUUUGUAGGGAGUAGAAGUGUGGUGAUGCCUGGUGUUAGAGUGGAGAGUGGAGGGAGUUUGAGUGCUUUGUCAAUUGCCAUGAAAGAAGAAAUUGUGAAGUCAAGGUGAAGAAGAAGAAGAUCACAAAAGCUUAGUUACUUUUUGUAAUGGUGAUUUAUACUUCGUGGCUUUUUUUUUUUGUUUCCCUCAAUAAAUUAACCGCCAAAGCUUAUAGAAAUUGAAAAGU
Molecule: messenger RNA, 4428 nt
Organism: Pistacia vera
Lineage: Eukaryota; Viridiplantae; Streptophyta; Magnoliopsida; Sapindales; Anacardiaceae
Exons: 2
Coding region: 996-4310 (1104 amino acids)
Biological process (GO): response to oxidative stress
Molecular function (GO): catalase activity; heme binding
Source: RefSeq, a predicted model, not a curated record